CCCGCCCGCCUCGCCGGGCAGCGGCUGCUCCUCUCUCUCUCUCUCUCCUCACCUUCCGCCUGCCGCUCGCUCUUCGCCGGCCGUUGGGUAAAUAAGUCGGGGCCGAGGCCGGGCAAAGGUCGCGCGCGGGGGCCCUUUUCCGAGGAGCGCGCCGGCCGUCGGACCUGCAUCGCCCGCCGGGGCCCGUCUGGAUUCCCACUACUAUCCCCGCCGCCGCCGCCGCCGCCAACACGCAACGCCUGGACGGCCGCUUUUCAGGCUCGCCUUGCAUGCUUCGGAGUUGCCUCCGGACUUUUCCUCGGGGCGCCACAGCGCCGCGCUCGGCUUUGCGCCCUUUCGGCUUAGCGCCUCGCCGGCCAGGACAUGUCGGUGACGGAGCUCUACAGCAAGUAUACAAGAGUUUGGAUUCCUGACCCAGAAGAAGUCUGGAAAUCAGCUGAAAUCAUCAGAGAUUACAAAGAAGGGGAUAAAACUCUCCGCCUGAAACUUGAAGAUGAAACGAUCCUGGAAUAUCCCAUUGAUCCUAAAGAGAAUAAGUUUCCUUUUUUGCGUAAUCCAGAUAUUUUGGUUGGAGAAAAUGACUUGACAGCUUUGAGUUACCUCCACGAACCAGCCGUCUUGCAUAACUUAAAAGUCCGCUUUUUGGAAUCAAAUCACAUCUAUACCUAUUGUGGUAUCGUGCUUGUUGCCAUAAAUCCUUACGAACAAUUGCCAAUUUAUGGACAAGAUGUCAUCUAUGCCUACAGCGGCCAAAACAUGGGUGAUAUGGAUCCUCAUAUUUUUGCAGUUGCAGAAGAAGCAUAUAAGCAAAUGGCCAGGGAUGAGAAGAACCAGUCCAUUAUCGUUAGUGGGGAAUCCGGAGCGGGCAAAACAGUCUCAGCCAAAUACGCCAUGCGGUUCUUUGCAUCAGUGGGAGGCUCCUCCAGCGAAUCCAAUAUUGAAGAGAAGGUCCUGGCUUCCAGUCCUAUCAUGGAGGCAAUUGGUAAUGCAAAAACAACCCGGAAUGACAACAGCAGCCGUUUUGGGAAAUACAUUCAGAUUGGCUUUGAUAAAAGAUACCGUAUCAUUGGUGCCAACAUGAGGACGUACCUGCUUGAGAAAUCAAGAGUUGUAUUCCAGGCCGCUGAUGAACGAAACUAUCACAUUUUCUAUCAGCUGUGUGCCUCUGCUAGUCUUCCAGAACUGAAGGACCUCUCACUAUUGGAUGCCAAAGAUUUUUUCUACACAUCUUUGGGAGGAGACACCUCCCUUGAAGGAGUUGAUGAUGCAGAAGAUUUUGAGAAAACAAGGCAAGCUUUCACCCUGCUUGGAGUAAAGGAGUCCUAUCAGAUGACCAUUUUUAAAAUACUCGCUGCCGUCCUGCACCUUGGGAAUGUGGAUUUUCGUUCUGAACGCGAUGGAGAAUCCUGCAGUAUAACGAACCAAGAUGAACACCUGCAUCAUUUUUGCAGAUUACUGGGAGUGGAACAUAGCCAGUUGGAACACUGGCUUUGCCAUCGGAAGCUGGUCACCACUUCGGAAACCUACACCAAGAAUAUGUCCCUCCAACAAGCCGUCAACGCCAGGAAUGCGCUGGCCAAGCACAUCUACGCUCAGCUGUUCAACUGGAUUGUGCAGCAUAUCAACAAGGCCUUGUACACGACAGUCAAGCAGCAUUCCUUCAUCGGUGUGCUGGACAUUUAUGGGUUUGAAACCUUUGAAUAUAAUAGCUUUGAACAAUUCUGCAUCAAUUACGCCAACGAAAAAUUACAGCAGCAGUUCAAUUUGCAUGUCUUUAAAUUGGAGCAAGAUGAAUACAUGAAAGAGGAAAUUCCCUGGACCCUCAUUGAUUUUUAUGACAAUCAGCCAUGCAUAGACCUAAUAGAAGCUAAACUGGGUAUCCUGGACUUGCUGGAUGAAGAAUGUAAGGUCCCUAAAGGAACAGACGAGAACUGGGCUCAGAAACUCUAUGAUCGCCACGGGAACAGUCAACAUUUCCAGAAGCCUCGCAUGUCAAACAUGGCAUUCAUUAUUGUGCACUUUGCAGAUAAGGUGGAAUAUUAUUGUGAAGGCUUUUUGGAAAAAAAUAGAGAUACAGUCCACGAAGAACAGAUCAAUAUUCUGAAGGCCAGCAAGUACCCAGUGAUUGUGGAGUUGUUCCAUGAUGAAAAAGACUCUGCUCCAGCUGCUCCGUCUGGAAAGAAAACUUCCUCCAAAAUCAAUAUCCGCUCGGCCCGUCCAACUGUAAAAGCAGCCAAUAAGGAACACAAGAAAACAGUAGGGCACCAGUUUCGUAAUUCAUUGCACCUGUUAAUGGAGACCCUGAAUGCUACCACUCCUCAUUAUGUUCGGUGUAUCAAGCCCAACGAUGAGAAGCUGCCUUUCACCUUUGAUCCGAAGAGAGCAGUGCAACAACUAAGAGCUUGUGGAGUGUUGGAGACCAUCCGUAUCAGUGCAGCGGGCUACCCAUCCAGGUGGACCUAUCAUGACUUCUUGAAUCGGUAUCGAGUGCUUAUGAAAGACAAAAGUAUUUCGAAAAAGAAAGACAAGACACUGAUUUGUAAAAUAUUAUUGGAAAGCCUAAUUAAGGAUCCUGACCAGUUUCAGUUUGGACGUACAAAGAUUUUUUUCCGUGCUGGCCAGGUGGCCUACUUGGAAAAAUUGCGGGCAGAUAAGUUCCGGAGUGCCACCAUCAUGAUACAGAAGACCGUGCGUGGCUGGAUGCAGAGGAGAAAGUACAGGAAAACCAGGGAGGCAGCUUUAAUUAUCCAGAGGUUCACCCGAGGAUAUCUGGCACGCAGAUUGGCGGAUCAUCUAAGGAAAACAAGAGCUGCCAUUAUUUUCCAGAAACAAUAUCGAAUGUUAAGGAUACGCCGGGCCUACCAAGCCAUCCGCCAAGCAGCUAUCACGAUCCAGUCCUUCACCCGAGGAAUGUUCGUUAGAAAGAACUAUCAAAAGAUACUUAUGGAGUACAAGGCCAUCAUCCUCCAGAAACACACUCGAGCUUGGCUGGCUAGGAAGAAUUUAUCCAAGUUCAGAUGUGCGGCUGUGAUUAUCCAGUGCUAUUUCAGGCGCAUGAAAGCCAAACAAGAGCUGAAAGCUCUGAAGAUCGAGGCCCGGUCAGCCGAGCACUUGAAGAGGCUCAACAUUGGCAUGGAGAACAAAGUUGUGCAACUACAGAGAAAGAUAGAUGAACAGAACAAAGAAUACAAAUCUCUCAGCGAGCAGCUCUCCACAGCAGCCUCUGCUCAUUGCACAGAGAUUGAAAAGCUGAAGAAGGAACUGGAACGCCAUCAGCAGAAGAAGGGAGACAGGAAUCAGCUCGUGAGCUUGCAGGAAGAAAUUGAUUCUCUCCGGCUGGCCCUGGAGAAGGCUCACGGGGAGCGGAAGAUUGUCGAAGAUACAUAUGCCAAGGAGAAACAGGUGCUCCAAAAGAGGAUAUCCGACUUGGAAGAAGAGAAUGUCCUUCUGAAGGAAGAAAAAGAGGCACUGAACAACAAGAUAUUGGGUCAGUCAGAAGAUGAAUUUGCCAAAAAUGCAGUUGAAGAAAACCUGAUGAAGAAGGAGCUUGAUGAGGAGAGGGUCCGUUACCAGAAUCUUGUCCAGGAAUAUUCACGGCUGGAGCAGAGAUUUGAGAAUCUGAGUGAUGAGAUGACUCUCAUCAAGCAAAGCCCAGGACACAGAAGAAACCCAUCAAACCAGAGCAGCUUGGAAUCGGAUUCCAACUACCCAUCCAUUUCUACAUCUGAGAUAGGCGAUACGGAGGAUGCAAUACAGCAGAUAGAGGAAGUGGGCUUGGAGAAGGCAGCCAUGGACAUGAGCCUCUUCCUAAAACUUCAGAAGAGAGUGCGGGAACUUGAACAGGAGAGAAGAAAGUUGAAGACUCAGCUGGAAAAGAAAGAGAAUGAAAGCAAGAAACCCCAGGUAAUUGAAACGAAGAAUGAAAUGGAUUUGGACCGAGAUACAGAUCUCGCAUACAACAGUCUGAAGAGGCAAGAGUUAGAAUCUGAGAACAAGAAACUGAAAAAUGACCUAAACGAACUCAGGAAGGCUGUUGUGGAUGGCGUGGUCCGAAACAAUUCUUCCAAUGACGUUCAUGACACCUACAACCUACUCCUGAAUCAGCUCAAGUCAGCUAGUGAAGAGCUGGAAGUACGGAAGGAUGAGGUGCUCAUUCUCCGGACCCAGAUUAUAAGAGCAGCCCAGCAAAAAGACGCGGGCAGAAAUAUGGAAUCAAACCUCAAGACGCAAACCAGCUGGCCCAAUAGCGACAAACAUGUGGAUCCAGAAGAUGCAAUUGAGGCCUAUCAUGGAAUGUGUCAAACUAAUCGGCUCCUUGAGGCUCAGCUCCAGGAACAGAGAAGGGAAUACGAAGAAGAAAUAGAAGUCCUAAAGGACCAGAUGGAGACAUUGAAGGAAGCCAUGGAGAAACAACACGAAGUCUUCCUCCAGACGCUUCAGCUGUCCCCAGAAGCCCAAGUGGAGUUUGGUAUCCAGCAGGAAAUCUCGCGGCUGUCCAGCGAAAACCUGGACCUGAAAGAGAUGUUGGAAAAGCUGGAAAAGAAUGAGAAGAAGCUGAAGAAGCAGCUCAGGAUUUAUAUGAAGAAAGUGCAAGAAUACGAAGCUGAUCAAGCCAUUACACACUCUGAAAAGCGGAAACACGAAAUCAGCCGGCAAGUCGCCGUGCAAAGGAAGGAAAAAGACUUCCAGGGAAUGUUAGAAUAUUGCGAAGAGGAUGAAUCUUCACUCAUGAAAAAUCUCAUUACAGAUCUGAAGCCCCAAACAGUAUCUGCCACUGUGCCCUGCUUGCCUGCCUACAUCCUAUUUAUGUGCAUCAGACAUGCUGAUUACAUUAAUGAUGAUCAAAAAGUGCAUUCGUUGCUUACCUCCACUAUUAACAGUGUUAAAAAAGUAUUAAAGAAACAUAAUGAGGAUUUUGAGAUGACGUCAUUCUGGCUGGCCAACACGUGUCGCCUUCUACAUUGUCUGAAGCAAUACAGCGGAGAUACGGGGUUUAUGACCCAAAAUACCCCCAAGCAGAAUGAGCAUUGCCUGAAGAACUUUGACCUCACCGAGUACCGUCAGGUCCUGAGUGAUCUCUCCAUCCAGAUCUACCAGCAACUCAUCAAAAUUGCCGAAGGCGUCUUGCAGCCCAUGAUAGUGACUGCGGUAUUGGAAAAUGAAAGCAUCCAAGGCCUGUCAGGUGUCAAGCCAAUGGGCUAUCGCAAACGAAGCUCCAGCAGAGGGGACAGCGAAAACACCUACAGUUUGGAAGCAAUCAUCCGCCAACUGAACACGUUUUUGAGCAUCAUGUAUGACCAGGGCCUUGACCCAGAGAUCAUCCAACAGGCCAUUAAGCAGCUCUUCUAUAUGAUCAAUGCUGUGGCCUUGAACAACCUCCUGCUGAGGAAGGAUGUAUGUUCUUGGAGCACCGGCAUGCAGAUUAGGUUUAACAUCAGCCAACUGGAGGAAUGGCUGAGAGGGAAGAACCUGCAUUCGAGUGGGGCUGCCAAAACCCUGGAACCACUGAUCCAGGCAGCACAACUCCUGCAGCUGAAAAAGAAAACACCUGAAGAUGCUGAGGCCAUCUGUUCCUUAUGCACAUCCCUCACUACCCAGCAGAUCGUAAAAAUACUAAAUCUUUACACUCCUGUGAACGAGUUUGAAGAGCGAGUGACAGUAAACUUCAUAAGAAACAUACAGGCACAAUUGCAAGAGCGAAAUGAUCCUCCACAGCUUCUGUUAGACUUCAAAUUCAUGUUCCCGGUUUUGUUUCCAUUCACUCCUUCGUCUCUGACCAUGGACUCUAUCCACAUCCCAGCUUCCCUCAACCUGGAAUUCCUUAAUCGAGUUUGAAGACAUAUAUUUUUUUUUUUUUACCCCAAUUUCCCCAAAGCUGGGGGCGGGGGCGGGAAGAAACGAAAAUGUAAAGCUCUUCUAAUAUGGACCAAAUAAUGGUGAAAGAGCCAGUACAUGCCAAUUAAUCAGUGCUAAAUUGUUCAGGAUAAAAAAAUAAUACUUGGGUUAGAUGAUUUUUGGUUUGUAUGAGGGGUUUUUUUUUGUGGGUGGCUGGGUAGAUCUUGAAGUUGAUACUUGAAACACACGAAGGGGUUGAACUGUUUGAUGCCAUGCUAAAGUAUUUUCUCCCACUUGCCAUUAAGGCAAACGCACUGGUUAAGCAGGAUGUAAGCUUUACUUUUGUGAAUUAUGUUUCUCAAGGACUUUUGUGUUGAAAUGAUGAAAAGAAGCCCAGUUCCCCACCCAUUUUCUGAUGGUCCAGGGUGAUAGAGCAGGGGUCUCCAACCUUGGCAACGUUAAAACUCGUGGAUGUCAACUCCCAGAACUUGUCAGCCAGCAUGGCUGGCUGGGGAAUUCUGGGAAUUGAAGUCCACGAGUCUUAAAAGUUGUGUUCCAAGGUGGAGCUUGCUUUAAUCUUAUUUCUUGUUUUUUUUUUAAAAAAAGUUGCUUUAGGUUAAAAUAAAAAAAAAGUGACACAGCUUGAACAGAUGUUGCUGGAGGUGGGAAGAGCAUAAUUUGCAAUUUGUACUGAGGCUGGGGAAUGCUACUUUGCAUAUGAAGCAAGUUAGUCACUGAAAGCUUCAGGAAGACGUGUAAAAUAUGGUUAAAAAAAGACAAUAUGGCGGUACAUACCUAAGAAAGCAGGCCAAACUUCAAUCACACCAUUGUGGCUGCCAUUUUGACUUUUGUUUACCAUGCUUUGUGGAUACCCCUGUCCGUCUUUAACCCAUCAGGUGCCUAUUGAUAAUUUUUCUGUUUCUAUCACUAAGAAUGUGAAGUUGUAGAACCAUAAACCUCUAUGUUUGCUUCAUGCCAAAUUAUAAUUUCACUGUAGGCUGCUACGGAUUCAUUUAGGCCAGUGACAGACAGGGGCCUACUUUGAUUUAAUGGGGAAGAAAACGGUGUACUGGCUACGUUGACUCCGAGACAGAUUCCUUGUCAAGAUAGUUGAAGCCUCCUUUAUGAUCACACUUGGAACUGUGCCAGGACACAGCAGGGAUGCGUUGGCUGUUGUGUGUCAUUGUGCAGUCAAUGUUUCCCCAGCAUUGACAGAACAUUUGCAGGAAAUGGAGUGUCAGGCUGUGUUUCCAAGCUAGUUACAAGGACAAUGUUAGGCACUUUAUAUAGUAUUUGUUAAUAUCUGAACUCCAAGAGAAGCCUUUCAAGAGAAUUAUCAUAGAAACUAAUGCAGAAGACUCUGUCAGCAUGUUUAUGCACAUAACAAUAGGUAAGAAAUGAUCUUUCAUGCAAAAACUAAUCAGCACUUCUUAAAUACUAGAGAGCCCCUUAGUCUCCCUUCCACAUAAAAUCCAAUAAAAUCUUGUGUUUUAAAUAUGAUUUUUUUAAAUUAUGUCCAAAAUCAUACUACCAAACGUUUUUCUCCAAAUUUUAUUUUUUUAAGCGUUGCUCAACUAUUAUUCAGUAGCUAUCAUAGCCAUUAAAGUGGCAUUCAGAUAAAAAGGAGACCAUGGGAAGGGACAAUUAUAUGGAUUAAUAGACAGCCAUAUACAGCAUUCGUUAUUCUGCAAUCUCCUAUAAUUGCACUUCACUAGAUCUACCCAGUAGGGUUACAAGCAAAAAAGAAAUGUGAUUGAAUGACCUUUUUGAACUGUGCCCAGAUGAUCUUGGCAUUCUUCACUCUUGCAAGUUUGGCAGUUAAAUAUUGGACCAGGAAGCUUUUAGCCAGAUGAACCGCAUCCUUUUCAAAAUAAUUUGGUUAUUAUAAAUCAAAUGCCCAACUUACAAAAGACACUCUUCCACUAAUGGAUCAAGUCUAAGACUUUCUGGUCUCGUGAAAAAUAAGCGAAGAACAUGCCCAUUUUUAAGGUCAACAAAACAUCUGCUGUCUAAAAGGGAAGCAUUUUGUGCAUUUGACCAUGGCUUGCGGUAUUGAAUAUCUAAAUAUCUUGAUGCACAGAUGGAUGCAAAGAGGAGCAUCUGCCAUCUAACUUCUCUUAAAUGCUUACACUGCUGCUCCAAAGCUAUCCGUCAUUAAAUUUAGUAUCCAGGGAACCGUUUCUUCAUAAUGCUAAAUUCCUAAAACGACUGCAACCAUGUGGUAAAAUGACAACUGCGGGCACACUGCUUCCACAUCAUUCUGCAAAUUUUAUCGUUUUUUUUUUUCCCCUCCUCGGUCCCUGCGGAAAAAUUCACGCUACCUUUUCCGGUAGUUCUAGUUCUAGUUUUAUCCAAUGAUGCUUUAUUCAAUAGAAGUUUCUCUAUUAUUCAAACUUUAAUGCAAAAAAAAGUUCUCUGGCCGCAUUUGCUUAUUUUUCUUAUGAUUUUCUGCAUUAGUGCAAACAUUGAUUCAUGGAUUUCCCUCCUCAAAUUAAAUUAAUAAAUUU
This is a messenger RNA of Pseudonaja textilis, 8342 nucleotides long. It is a transcript of the gene MYO5B, whose product is annotated as myosin VB. Gene Ontology annotation, cellular component: myosin complex; actin cytoskeleton; membrane. Lineage: Eukaryota; Metazoa; Chordata; Lepidosauria; Squamata; Elapidae. The record is from RefSeq and is a predicted model, not a curated record. Gene Ontology annotation, biological process: actin filament organization. Gene Ontology annotation, molecular function: microfilament motor activity; actin filament binding; ATP binding.